UGCACCAAUGAGCGCAGAGCUCGUGCGCACUGCGGCCAAUGGCUGGUCCCGGGACGCUGGCGCACAGCCGUUUGAAGGGCGGUCCUCUCCAAAAAGGAAAGUCUGGAUCCCGGAGCAGGGGAGGUUGGGUGGGAAGGUAGAGGCUGGAUUAUUCGGUGUAUUUGUGUCUAGAAGUCUUCACACGGAGAAGUAUUCUGCUGUUCAGAUAGUUUACAGUCCGGUUAAUAUUCUGUAUUCUCCUCUGCUUGUUUAUCCAAAGUUAGUCUGCUUGUUUUUGAGGGUUUCUGAUUGAUAAGAGAUUGGAGCUUAUCAUGGCUUUGAUAGCGACUGACCAGGGCUGCAAACUGAACGGGACCUCAGCGAUGUACGGCAGAGUGGGACCAAGAAAGGAGGUUUUACAGGGCAAAUCAGAGAGCUUUAGAUGUGCCAAAACGCAGCCCAAAGAGACCGAGUAUUCAACAGAUGGUCUGCCUAAAGCUUUCCUGCACAGCUUGAGGACUCUGUUUGACAUUCUGGAUGACUCUGGACGAGGCUAUGUCCACAUCUCAGAGAUAGAGAGUCGCUGGCAGGGCGCAGACACCCGGGACCUGCCCGGUGGGGUGCUGGGCUGCCUCAGGAGGGUCACCCCACCACAUGGCUGCCUCACCUUUGAGCGGUUCGUGGCGGGGCUGCGGUACUCCAUGCUCAACCCGGAGAACAGCCACCACUUCAAGGCCCAGGCUGCUGUUCACCCGCAACAGGCUCCAAAGCAGCAACAGAAACCGGCACCGCUGUCUACAUGCAGUGUGGGGACCCGGGUGGAGAACAAGGUCCGACCGCUGGGGCCGAGCAACGUGAUAAACACCCAGCAGCAGCAACAGCAGCACCGGUCCUCCUCGCUGCAGAGCCGGAUCAGACCGGAGGAGGGGCCCGCGUACCCCGCGUGUGGAGUUGCACAGUACAGCGCGGGCUACGAGAGGUCCGGGCGGAGUUUGGAGCGGAAUCCAGGAGCUCCAGGGGGCGGGUGUUACCGGGCCGACCCGGGUCAGCCCUCCAAACCCACACAGCCCCAACAGAGCCGGGUCAGGUCCAUCGAGUCGCUCGCUCUGGAAUCACCGCAGAUCCAAGGACCAAAUGGUGUUGUGAAAUCAGGUUUACCAAGAUCCCAGAGCGAAUCUGCAACAGGAUUUUCAGGCGGCUCCAGGCGACACGGGCGGAGUCGGGAUGAGCAGAGGCGGCAUACCAUAACCAACGGUGUGGAUUAUGGAAUGUUGAAACAAAUGAAAGAGCUGGAGCAGGAGAAGGACUCCCUGCUGGCGGGCCUGGAGGUGGUGGAGCGGGCCCGAGACUGGUACCAGGUCCAAAUCCACAAUGUGACAGAGAGGCAGCGGCAGGUCGGCCAGAGCUCACACUGCACGGAUUUCUUCACUGAAGCCAGUCAGAGUCGCAUGAAUGUUCUCAUCCCCAAAUUGCAAGAAGUCAACCGCUGCCUUAAUGACCUUAUUACCUGCACUGGGAUGUCGUUUCCUUCCAGCUCUGCUCAAACAGCAGCGCUCUCAGCUAAUUCUCAGCUUCCUGGUCCAGCUCCUCCACAGGCCAUCCAGAGACUGAAGGACCAGAACCGUCUUCUCACACAGGAGGUGACAGAGAGGAGCGAGCGGAUCACCCAGCUGGAGCAGGAGAAGUCGGCCUUGAUAAAGCAGCUUUUUGAGGCACGAGCUCGUAACGCCCAAGACACCAGCACCAUGGACUCCACCUUCAUCUGAGCACAGUGACACUCCACCAAACAACAACAUAAACAUCUCGAGUGUGUUACUGCGAGGAAUCAUCAUGGAGGAAAACUUAUAUAAGACUCGAGCUGGCUGUUGUUUACCCACUUUUGUAGCAGUGAAGCACCUUUAGCCACAACCAGCAUGUGACCACUCCACUUUUAAACCAGAGCACGUACUACCUAGAUGUGAACACGGAGGAGAACCUGACCCGAGGACUUCUUUCACUCCCUGCACUCAAGCUGAUAAAACCUCUGGAGAAACCUCUCGGGUGUCAUGAGAUCCUAUCACUCCACUCCACAGGAUUUUGGCAUCUUCACUCCGACUCCCAAAUGAUUCUGCAGCUCGAACGCACAGGCAGCAGAAAAAACCACAAACUUUUUGAUUCUCAAAGGUAUCAGACAACAGGUGGACAAGGUGUCUUUUGGGAUAAUAUGCCAUAUUCUUGAUAUUAAAUAUGAAAAAUAUCACCAGCUGCUUGCUGUGACCUAUCAAAUACAUAUUCUUUUACUCUUUGAAGCAUGAUCAAAAUGAAAAUUAGGUACUCAUUGACCAUGUCUAUCAGUAUCCCCUUCUUUUUAGUGUCUGUCAUUAAUGAUGCGUUUACUUGGCAUAGGCUUUCUGGGUUGUUUAAUAUGAAACGCAAGUCGACAGAAAGUGCUGAAGGAGCAGUUUUUUAUUAUAGUAGCAUGUUAAAUGUUACAAUGUUAGACUUUUUGAUGUUUUUUAAGAUUGAAAAAAAGAGACAGGAGGGCAGCUACGAGCCAUAGCGGUGUAGAGGCAGAGGCGGAUGAGAGAAGUUUGGAAGUUUGCACGUAGAAGAGAGGAGGGGAGGAUUAUAAACGUGGUAGACGGUGAAUGUGUCGGAGCCUGAGCUCCUGGGUUGGGAGAACUUUUCUGAUGCCACAUCAGAAACAAAAAAAAGAAAGAAAAACAUCACUUUGGUUGUCUAGUCUUUAAGGGGAUUCGUUGCAUGUGUUGUUUGGAUCUUCUGAAGAGAUUUGUGUUUGAAAGCUGGAGAUUAGCACAGGUUUGUCGUGUUGUAAGUGUCCCUUUAUACCAGAAACGUUUGAUUUAGACUAAAACUUUAAAAACAUGCAGCCAUCCACCAGUUUACAAAGACAUAUUUAGUCAGUGGGUGGUGGUAGAAAAUAAAACAUAGUAGUUUCAUAAUGGUUCUGUAUGGUACUGAUGGGAUAUCUGCACAUAACAUUUUGUAAUGUCUGUUUCCCACUUGUUUGAAUGUAUGUUUUUUUGCUGCUCAAACUUCAUCAUGUGUGAGUGAAACUCUUUUCCUUCUGCUUUCUAUCGAGACACUUUCAAUGAAAUGUAAAAAAAAAAUAAAUACUACCAAAAAUUCUGAC
Molecule: messenger RNA, 3112 nt
Organism: Notolabrus celidotus (New Zealand spotty)
Lineage: Eukaryota; Metazoa; Chordata; Actinopteri; Labriformes; Labridae
Gene: sapcd2
Product: suppressor APC domain containing 2
Exons: 6
Coding region: 312-1745 (477 amino acids)
Source: RefSeq, a predicted model, not a curated record